AAAACAAACUCGAUUGUACCAUCUCUGAUGCUGAGGAGGCUUUGGACGAGCAGAUUUUAAAGAUUGGAAGUUACUCCAGAGAUCCACCGGGGGCUUUGAAGGACGAUGAGUCCGGAAUGACUGCCUACUUUGAGACGUCUGCCCGAAGCUGUGCACAGGAACCAGAACGUCCGGAGGGUUACUAUGAACUCAGCACAGCCACAGACCCUGGGGAAGUCAGGGGGGAUGGUGCCGAUUCCGACCCUGAAAGAAGACUGUGUACCAAAAGUGGAUCUAUUGAAACCACAGAAGAAGCCUCUAUUGAAACCACAGAAGAAGCCUCUAUUGAAACCACAGAAGAAGCCUCAGAGAACAAGGAUCAGGAGACUAAGGCUUCCCGAACCAAACCAACACUGAAGCAGAGAAGUUUCUCUGUGAAUAUUUCCCUUGGUUCAGAAAGUCAGACCGGGCAGCAAGGCAAGUCAAGGGUCUCCUCUCUCCCAGAUCCAGACACCUCAAGCUUCAGCAGUGAAAGUCCGGUGGAGUUGCCAGUCCAUCCUGAAUCUUCACCAGUGGAAGACCAGCCUCCGUUCCUCUCCAGGACUCCAGAGAUAGCGUUACCCAUCACCACCACCCCCAGCGGGCCUCCCGAAACGAAAACAACAACCCCCGGAUUACCCUUCUUAUUCAGUGAGCCGGCGACCAGACAGAGCAGGGAUGUCCCUGAGAUGCUAGGGCCCAAAUCAGCCCUGGAGAGGAGAGAGCUAGACCACGCGAGGAGGGGAUCCAUGCCCGUGGAUAUGUCCUCUCUGGUGGGCUGCUCUCUGGCCAAGCUGGCUCUGGAUACCCAGGCCUCCAGGGUGGUGGGUCAGAGCCUAGAUGUCAGGCAGGACGAGCUGGGCUACUGUGUGUUUAGUGAGUACUCCGCCCCCAUGCCCUCACCUGCUGACAUUCACAGCCCCAUGGAGACCUGCCACCAGAUGUUCCCCUCCACCGACGUGGACAGCGAGGAGGAGCUGGGAAUGAUUGGGGAAGAAGGUGUGGAAGAGAGGCUGGAGACAAGGCAGCCGGAUCAGAUGAAGAACAUUCCGAACAUAGACUGCUCGGAGAUGCCUGGUACAAAUGCGGAGAAAGUCACCGAGAAGAGAGACGCUGUUGUGGGACUGGCCAAGUCGAGCGUGAUCCUGGAGAAAGCCGUCCCCAGCGGUGUGAGACCGGACCGCCUGCGUAUCCCGGCGACUCCGUCCAAAGAGCGCCUGACGGAGUUCCGCUUGGAGAGCGGACUCACAGAAGACAUCAAGACCCAGGCCAUUCCGGAGGUGGAGGUGGAACAGGACGUCUCUAGAGAGGCUUCCCCUGUGCCUCCUGACUCCUCCUUCACCUUCAACACAGACAGCGAGGGGAGGCAGGCCUUGUCCCUGCCCAAUGGUGCUCCCCCAACUCCCUCAGAGCCAAUCCCUCGGGAGGAACCUCAGGAUGAGGUCGGCCAAUCAGAGACAGUUUUACACGUAGAGAAGAUGAAGACAGUAGAGAAGCAGGGAAGUGAACCGUCAGAGUUGGAGACUUCUGGGCCGGACUCUCCGAGGGUCUUUGUGGUGACGGAACAGGAGAACCAGAAGAUCGAGAUGCCAACCCUGGAGACGUCUGGAGAAGGCUAUGAAGAAGAGGAUCCGUCUCCGGAAAACGAACCUGAAUCUGAAACAGCUUCACCACUGGACGUCGUUAUAGAAGAGGAGACGAUAGGUGCACCUGAGGAACAAUCCUUCACACCACCCAAGGACAGCACAGCAAACAAGCAGGAAGUGAGGGAGCCUAGAAGAUACAUAUCAACUGUGACUGUGAUAUCUCAGGUAUCUCCAUCCAUCAUCAUCAUCCCCCAGGCCAUGAAGGAGGAGGAGGAAGAGGAGGAGGAGGAAGAUGGCGUAGAUAUUGAAGUCGCAGAGGAACAACAGGAAGUCAUGGAGGAAGUCGAGAGCCCCGUGCUUUGCGAGAAACUGGGCGAGGAGAAAGAGGAAGUGGAGGAGGAGGAAGACAUGGAGAAAGUGGAGGAGGAGGUGGUGGUGGAGGUGGUGGAGGAGGGGGCGGAAAAAUGCAAAUCUCUCUUGGCAUCCUCAGAUAUGGUAGACGAAUCCCAUGAAGAUGACGGGCACGCAUCCUCACAUGCUACGUCGGGAGAAAAGGUUUCCUCCCAGUCUCACCUCCCCGACCAGCCACCUCCCCAAACCCUGGAGGGAGGGGAAGACAUGGCGGAGGAGGAGGUGGGGGAGGUGGGGGAGGUGGGGGAAAGGGAAGAAGAUAAGGAGGUGGAUGUGUCUGUGGAGCUGGCUCAGAAGGUGGAGGUGGAGGAGAUCUUAGAUGUUCUCCAGCGUAAUCCUGAGCCCAAUGAUGAAACCACCGUGGGCGACUCCAUGCUGGACACAGACAGUGGCUGGUUGGACUCCCAAGAUGAGGACAGGAGCAUAAUGUCGGAGCUCAUUGAAGCUCUGCCUGAAACGCCCCACAAGAGUCCCACCAGGACCCCCUCGAUUGAGACAGCGAGGCCCAGCAAACGAGCCUCGGGCCCGGGGAGGGGUCGGAGCGGCGCUCCCGAGGACAAGGCGACACGGAAAGAUCCAGGUUUUCACCCCAGAGAAGAGCUCAGGAAGAGAAAAGUGGGUAUAAAGAGGGUGGAGCACUGUAAGGCACUCCUGUGUCACUCUCCAUCGCGGAGAGGCGUGGUCAGAACUGCAGCGAGACAGCCUAGAACUGGUCCGCACCACGCCUCCGCUAAACGCAAGACCCCAGAAGGCAGGCAGCCUCUUAGUGUGGCCCACCAGCCAAGGAACAGGACCUCUAGCCCAACCCGAGCCCUGCUCUUAAAGAUGGCCUGCCAGCGCAGGGGGGUGGCCGCCCUCCCCCCCCGCCCCGGCUCUGCCUGUAGCCUCUCUAAGCGCUGCCCUCUAGCUGUGAAGGAGGCGCUUGGGCCCCGGCCCUCCUCCGCAUGUUCCCGCCAGUCCCCCUCCCUGCAGAGGCGGGGGGAGAAGGAGGGCACCUAUCGGAGCCCAGAGAAGAGGUCGUCUCUGCCCCGGCCGGCCCACUCCCUGACCCGUAGACCCCCCCCUGCAGAGCCUGACGACUCCAGCGCCCCCCGCAGACCAACCUGCACGGACACGGCCCGGUCCCGUUCGGCCCGCAGCGGCACGUCCACCCCGGGCUCCACCGCCGUCACGCCCGGCACGCCGCCCAGCUACUCCUGCCGCACGCCCGGCUCACGCACCCCUGGGAGCCACACACCCAAGACCCUCAGCCUGCUGUCCCAGGAGAAGAAGGUGGCGGUGAUCCGCACCCCGCCCAAGUCCCCCUCCACCACCCCUAAGCAGCUGCGCGUGCUCAACCAGCCCCUGCCCGACCUGACCAACGUCAAGUCCAAGAUCGGGUCCACAGACAACAUGAAGUACCAGCCCAAAGGAGGCCAGAUCCAGAUUCAGACCAAGAAGAUCGACCUGAGCCACAUCACCGCAAAAUGUGGAUCGAUGUCCAACAUCCGUCACCGGCCAGGGGGCGGGAACAUACGUAUCGACAACGUGAAGCUGGACUUUAAAGAUAAGGCUCAGGCCAAGGUGGGCUCCCUGGAUAACACCGCCCACACCCCUGGUGGAGGCAACAUCAUGAUCGAGAGCCACAAGCUGACGUUCCGGGACACGGCCAAGGCGCGUGUGGACCACGGGGCGGAGAUCGUGGUCACCCAUUCCCCCGGGGGCACGGGCGGCACCUCCCCCCAUCACCUCGGCGACCUGUCGUCCACAGGCAGCAUCAACCUGAUGGAUUCCCCCCACCUCUCCACCCUGGCCCAGGACGUCACCGCCGCCCUGGCCAAGCAGGGCUUAUGAGUCCGCUAGCUGGCCCCCUCCUCCAUUACCUGCCUCCCUUCUGUGCUAGCUGCCCCCCCUUUCACUUGCUGAGUCCUUGUUGCCCCUGUACUCCCCUGGAUGCCCCCUCCUUUCCUUAGCUAUCCCCCUCCCUCCCCUAGUUGCCCCCCUCUCUACCCCUCUCUCCCCUAGCUGUUCCCCUCCCAUAGUUGCCCCCCUCUCUACCCCUCCCUCCCCUAGUUGCCCCCUAGCUGCCCUCUCCCUCCUGAGCCCCAUCAUCCCAGCUCCUAUAAGCCCCCCCCCCCCCACACACACACACACACACACACACUUGAUAUUUAAACUUUUUUUUCUUUGUGUUUUUGUCCAAUUCUAUCUGUCCUUUGCUUGAUGGCCAGUGUACUGAGAUACUGAGACAGGUCGAGCAAUGUAGCUAACGAUGCUAAAGCUAACAGGGUUGUAGCCAGGGUGGACAUGGCCCGUCAUACCCUCUAUCCCACACCAUCUGUUAGCUUCUCUGAGGCGGCUGGUCGUGUUGUGAUGGACUCUGUAGUGCUUCAAAUGUUCCUUCCAGCCCUCCCAGGGGAACCGGGUUCCCCCGACCGCAUUCCUUUCACGUGGUACUGUACGUGAUGAGUCUCUGUCUUGGUACUGUAGACGCUAAGAUGCAUCAGGAGAGAGAGCGUUGAUCUAUAGUACCGCAAUCUGUAACUGCAGAAGAUGACCGAUGUGAUGUGUGUAUUAGCAGAAAUGUCUUCUUGGUUUUCUUGUUGAGGCGUUUUGUUUUAAGUACUGUGUAUCGUUUACUGGUGUUAAAAUGUCAAACUAAAUACUGUCUGUCUGUCUGUUCUUUUUUCACUGUUGUUUCUUUUCUUAUUCAUCCCCAUGGUCUCCAUGGUGUCGAACACACAAGACAACCAUCGCUAUCCUUACGCUAUGCCAAGGCUAAAAUGCUAAAAUGCUAGCUUUCCAAUAAAACGAUGUCACCCACAAA
Osmerus eperlanus (European smelt) is the source of this 4821-nucleotide messenger RNA. RefSeq names its product microtubule-associated protein 2-like. Gene Ontology annotation, molecular function: microtubule binding. NCBI's taxonomy places the organism in Eukaryota, Metazoa, Chordata, Actinopteri, Osmeriformes, Osmeridae. Gene Ontology annotation, biological process: microtubule cytoskeleton organization; neuron projection development. The coding region runs from base 117 to 3848 and encodes 1243 amino acids. Gene Ontology annotation, cellular component: neuron projection. The record is from RefSeq and is a predicted model, not a curated record. The transcript is spliced from 10 exons.